Plasmodium cynomolgi strain B is the source of this 998-nucleotide messenger RNA. RefSeq lists its product as hypothetical. The transcript has a single exon. Lineage: Eukaryota; Apicomplexa; Aconoidasida; Haemosporida; Plasmodiidae. The annotation marks the transcript as partial. The record is from RefSeq and is a predicted model, not a curated record.
AUGCUCAAGAAAUACAUUGUUGUCAUAUCAGCUAACCUACUGCUAAAAAAUGCAUUUAAUUCGAGCCCAUUUGGUGCGCAUGCCAUGGUCACACAGACAGACCGGGAACCAUCAAAUGCAGAGGAAGAAAUUAUUUCGGUUAACUACGAACCUGUAGAAGAAGAUCCAAACGAAGCAUAUGACUACAUAGAAAUACAAGAAUACAGUGACGGUGGAAAUGUAGCAAAUGAGAGAUAUGAGAAUGAACAAGAUAUAGAACUUCAAAGCUUAAAUAAAAUUAUCGAAAGCCAGGAAGAAAGCGAAACACAAAAGGAAGAGGAAGAAGAAAACGAAGUGGAAGUGAUCGACGAUGACGACUCUGAUAAAGAAGAGCAAAAAGAUUCUGAUGGCGAAGACAGUGGUGAAGAAGCAGGUGGAGAAUAUGUAAUACAACAAGUGCACGUAAGUAGAAUAGCUAUACAUGAAAAUAUAAACAGCAUUGAAGAAUUGGAAGAUUUACUUGACAGCUACAAAUCUCUGUAUUCAAUUUUCUUCGUAGAAUUUGAGACAACACAAACGUAUUUAAAUAAAAUUAUGAACUGUUCUACAGAUGAAGAAAAAAAUGAACUCUUAGAGGACCACAUUGGUAUUUUACAAGAAAUGCAUGAAAAUAACAAAAAAAAUUAUAAUUAUAGAUUACCCUUCGAGCUACGAGAUUCCAUGGCACUUCGAAUAAGUGAUCGCCUUAGAGAUUUCUGCUUUAACGAACCCCUAACAGAUUCGUACGUGGCAACAUUAAAGUCUAUCUUUGCACUAGAAUUAGAAGUUUUCAAAGGUCUCUUUUAUUACUUAAAACACAAAACCACCUAUAAUGAAAAAAAGGAAGUUAUAAACGACUUAGAAUUAAUAAAAUAUUAUCACGAAGAAUUUCUUACCGACAAUGACUUGUACCUAACAGAAGAACAGCUAGACAAUGCAGCAAUGAGAGUAUCCAAUUUUGUCAAUGACAUAUAUUUUAU